This is a messenger RNA of Cololabis saira (Pacific saury), 7684 nucleotides long. It is a transcript of the gene sobpa, whose product is annotated as sine oculis binding protein homolog (Drosophila) a. The record is from RefSeq and is a predicted model, not a curated record. The coding region runs from base 274 to 2979 and encodes 901 amino acids. Gene Ontology annotation, cellular component: nucleus. The transcript has 8 exons. Gene Ontology annotation, biological process: animal organ development. NCBI's taxonomy places the organism in Eukaryota, Metazoa, Chordata, Actinopteri, Beloniformes, Belonidae.
GCUCGGGCUCGGCACUGGCGCACGGACCGUGAAGGCUGCGGGGAGAAGAUGGCUGAGCUGGCCGGCCAGCGCGAGCCCUGGGCGGCAUCACCGGCGUCCGGCGGGCCGCUGAAAAGCUGCAGGACCUCCGCGUCCCGGCGGCGGCUGUAAAAACAGCCGCAGCUGCUCCUCUUUCUCCUGCGCGCCCCCCCCAAUCCCCCCCCACCACCUCUUCCUCCCCUCCCUCCCUCCCUCCUCAUCGCAAAUAUCCACAGAAGUGUCACAGGGAAAAACAUGGCAGAGAUGGAAAAAGAGGGCAGACCUCCGGAAAAUAAACGCAGCCGCAAACCAGCUCACCCGGUGAAAAGGGAAAUAAAUGAAGAGAUGAAGAGCUUUGCGGAGAGCACCAUGAAUGAGCUGCUGGGAUGGUACGGGUACGACAAGGUGGAGCUGCGAGACUCAGACAACCUAGACAUGGAUGAGGUGCCGCAACACAUCUCUGUGCUCAAAGAAAAUUCCUUGCCAAAAAUUCCAGCUUCGACCGUGAACAGUGAAGGCUCUUCAGAUCGAGCCAACAGCUCCUUGUGCGUGCCAGGCUCCAGGAACGGAGUCCUAGAGCCCUCCGCCAUGCUGUCAAGCUCCAUGGCCGGCAGCAAGGAGCAUGGCAACCUGCCCAUGAUGGUCCCCAUGAUCCCCCCGCCGCUGAUCAAACCCCCUGCAGAUGAAGAUGCAUCGAACGUGCAGAUCAUGUGCGCCUGGUGCCAGAAGGUCGGAGUCAAGCGCUACUCUCUGAGCAUGGGGAGUGAGCUGAAGAACUUCUGCAGUGAGAAAUGCUUUGCUGCUUGCCGCAGAGCAUAUUUCAAACGAAACAAGCUGGGAUAUAUAAGGAAUUGCACCGCGAAAGACGACGAUGGCCUCGGUGGGAAAUUACUCCAGCACAGCUUUACUCAGGACACACCCAGGCUUGUCUUCAAGACAAACAGCGACGUGCUUGUGUGUGACUGGUGCAAACAUAUUCGCCACACGAAGGAGUACCUGGACUUUGGUGCUGGUGAGCGGAGGCUGCAGUUCUGCAGUGCCAAAUGCCUGAACCAAUAUAAGAUGGACAUUUUCUACAAAGAGACCCAGGCUGCGCUGCCUGGAGCACUGUGUAACCCUGGACUUGGGCCUGGUGGGGAGAGUAAGCCAGAAUGCAGUGGAGGGGUGCAGCUGCUCACCCCUGAAUCCUGGGGAACGCCAUUAACAGAUAUUCGGCGUCAUGCUCCCUCACCGGGGGGGCCUUCCGGCGCCUCUGGUUUGGCACCUUCGACUUCUUCUGCUGCCUCACCUUCAGACACAGCGGUUGUAUGCUCCCCCUCCUCCUCCAAUUCAGGCAAAAUUCCCACACCAAGACCCCAUGAAAGUCCAACUCUCCCCCCACCUGGUCCCACAUUACACCCACCAGUUGGGGUUCCCCCAGGUAGCCCUCCAAUGGUGAUGACGCCCCGAGGGCCCAUGCCCCUGCCUCUGUUCAUGGAGCAUCAAAUGAUGCAGCAUAUGCGGCCACCAUUUCUUCGCCCCUCUACCCACCAUGGAGGGCCUAACAGCCCACUGUCGAACCCUAUUGUCCCUGGUAUUGGUCCACCACCUCCUCCACGGACUUUUGGUCCUCCAUCAAGCCCCAUGCACCGGCCUCACCUGUCUCCCCAUCUUCACCCCUCAUCCAACCACAAUUCUGGCAUUAUGCCACCACAUCCUGGUCUCCCCAUGCCCGGCUUGCCCCCUUUCCCCCCGGUCAAUAUGAUGCACAAUGGACCCAUGCCCUUCCCUCCAGUGAUGAACUUUGGCAUGCCAUCUUUGGCUCCACUGGUACCCCCACCAACUCUUUUGGUCCCUUACCCUGUCAUUGUACCCCUCCCUGUCCCAAUCCCAAUUCCAAUCCCAAUCCCUUUCAACUCCAAAACGUCCAGGGACAGGGACUUCCAGGGACAUAGAAGUGGCUCUGUCUUCAGCGUACCAGAGUCAGACUGUAGUCCCCAUACUGCAGCUUCCUCUGGAGGUGAAAAUGGGGAGCAAAAGUCAGCCGGUGGCGAGCGACUUUCUCCUGUACGCUCAGAGAGAAGUAGAAUAGCAGGCUUGACGGUGAAGGCAGAGGACAGUUUAGGCAAUCUUUGCCUAACAAGUGGCUCUGGACGGAUAGACGGAGUUAUUGAUCUUACUAUGAGUCAGAGGCCAUGCCAACAGCAGGGGAUUCAGAAGAUGCUACCUGGAGUCCAGGUCAAAGAGGAGGCUGAUUCAAGAUUUUCACCAGCUGCUGAGUUGUGGAGGGAUGGAAAUGGAGACAGUGAGGAACGAUUUGUUCUGCCACAGGACGAUACUUCCGAACGAGAAGGAGUCACACAUUUAAACACACGCUCCAACAACAACACACCCUCCAGCAAAACUGAUACUCCAGUGAGACAGCUAAAUCACUCUGUCCCCAGCCUUGCUACGGCACCCUUGCCCACUUCAGUACGGACCCAACUCCCGCCCCCGCCUCAGCUCCAACUUAGCCCUGCUGCCUCAUGUAAUGUAAUAGUCAAUGGCACUGGAUGGCAUUCACUUCUCACUCCUGCAUUUGAGUCUUGUCCUGACCGGCAAGGGGACAGGGGUGGAGGUGAUGGAGAGACAGCGGAUCGACCAUCCAAUGGUGAUCUGGAGCACGAGGCACUGAAAGAGAACAAUUGCUCGGUAGGCGAACGAGAGAUGGGGAAGCGGGUUUUAGCACAAGAGGAGAAAGUAGACAUCGUGGAGGGUAAGCUAGAUCCCGAGUCCAACAUGGAGGAGGGUGAGCAUGCCUACGCUCUGCCAGUGCUGUCAGCUGGAGGCUGUGUUGUCAUCCAGCCUGUGCCAAAGUCCUCUGCUGACAAGACAGCCAUCCUGUCCUGCUCCAUCACUGCGCCUCUAGCAGCCGCUGGGAGCCCUGAGCUGGAGCCCCCACUGAAGAGACGGUGUCUGCGAAUCCGCAAUCAAAAUAAAUAAGAUGGAUGCUCUGAAGACCGCAGUGCCAUCAGCAUCUCACUCGUCCACAUACAACCUUUAAAUCCCAGCACUCCGAACUGCACCACUCCACACCUGCACACACAUCGUCGUCCUCACCUGUUGCUCAGUCUACCAGCACCACAAAUCGCCUUCGACGACUAUGGAGAGUUGGAAGUUACGUCACAGCGGAAUGGACGGGACUCCCUUUACGUGUGACGAACUCUCUGAUGGACUAAAUCUCGACGGACUGGACAUCACGGCCAGCAGGACCUCUUGACCUUUGAUCCCCAAGCUGCUUCUGUCUUCAUUUACAAACGUUCAGCCCACACUGCCCCCCAGAUUCAUCAGCUGCCCCUUCUCAACGCAAGCAAGCACUCUUUCUUUUCUUUUCUUUGCACUGUAGUACUUGAUUCUCUAAGCUCUUGUUUGGACACUUCAUAAGCCCCAAAGAGAGAUUAGUGAAAUAAGAAAUCUUCUUUUAAUUUGCUCUUGCCAACCUGACAGCGAGUGUUCUGGAUGAUUCUGAUGGAUGAAAAUUCAAAACAAGGAGAGCAAGCGUGAGUAUCGUUCAUUCAGUAUGACUGAAAGGCAAUCCCAGUUAUUUAUUUCCUGUCCCUGAAUGAGAAUAAUUCCUUUUGAUUGUGUUGGGGAUUAAUCCUAUCAAAUCAGCAAAUAUUUACAAAGUAAACUCACCAGCUUUUAAUGCUGCAUAGUCAAAAAUCACGUAAAGCCUUUUGUUUAUGUCUGCAUUUGCUGAAAUUUGAAUACAAAGUUGCACUAGAACGGGAAAGUUGUCAUUCCAGUCAGUGACAUUUUCAGAAAUGCUGCCUAUGAGCCUGGGGCAGAAAAUCGGACAGCUGCUUUUUCCGUUUUGACCCCCUUGCCAGAAGAACUAGGAUGGCAUGGUAAUGUGGAAACUCGCCAAACUGCAGUGGGUAUUCAUCACCGCAGGAGCAGGACAGUACGUAAUCUCUUCUAUACGAAACAUUACCACUAAUGUUCCAGUCGUGGGUUAGUCUCAGUCCAGCGUCUGCGACUUCAGAGGGAAUUCAGUUCUUUCAUAAACGAUUGAGAGGAAAACUGUUGAAGUUACUCCAAUUUCCUAUCAAGGAAUAUACCCACAUCAUUCUUUUGGCCAAUCAUUGUUUGUUUAAAGCCAAAAUAUUAAGCCUGUUAUUUCAAUUCAGUGUCACACUGUAUGCAUACCAGUUAAAGUCAUACGAUAAGAGUUCACCCCCCUUCACUUGUACGUUUUUUUAAGCCUUUUCUUACAUAAAUAUAUAUAUAUAUAUUUGGAUGCACACAUUUCAUCUCUAAUGCUCACCAGCCUAAUUAAAUAAAUACAAACUCAGCUGAGUGACAGAAUAUAAAUUGUGGCACCAUAUAAAUAUGUAUUUUUAACGUAAGCCCAGUGCAGAAGCAGUUUGUGAAGAACUUAACACACAUUAUGCCUGGAUAAGCCGCGUAGGCGCUGCAGUUGCAACACAAGCCCCAAUGUCUCCCCUUCACUACGUGCUUCAAAGUUGGUUAUGGUGUUUUUGCUGAUAUGUUGUAUUUGGUUUUGACAAAGGAAGUGCUGUACAUUAUCAUCAUACUUUUCAACUCUGGUGAGCUCACGGAGACGCCCGGUCCUGUAAGACUGGCUUUUUAACAUGUUUUCCUCUGUAGAUGGACAGACGUCCUUAAAACCCUUCCUACAGAGAUGUGUGACAGGGACAUACUUUAAAGGAGCAUGAGGCAAGAAUAAGAAAUGAGACUCAUUAGCGUCACGACGACCGUCGGGGUUCCUGCAGGCAACAGCGAAGCCGGCACGGGAGCCCCGUUCAAAUCAAGCUCUAAAUAUGACUUACAAUGUUAUCUUACCUGGUCAGCAGGAAAUGAGCCAUUUCAGCAUCUGUUUUCAGUCCCAAUUCAAGUUGAAGCUGCCUCCAUGACUCAAACGCGUAUCCAAUGUUUACUCGUGUGCCUGCCCGUUUUUGCUCGUAAUUUCUAUUCGACUCGGGACUUGUCUCUGAUAAAGGCUUCGUUUUCUUCUUGGUAGCACUUUUUAGUGGGCUUUGAGUGGCGCUGGGUCGUUUGCCGGCUGUGGAAGAAUCCAUGUCUACCCAAACAGAAGUUUGGAUCCACCGCGCUCGUCUUCUUCCUGUAUCCAAGCCGAGCGCCGUCGAGAACGCGCAUGCAGCGUCAUUUGACGUCACAUCCGCAGGACAGCGCGGGAAAUUCGGGCCCAGAAUUGCAGCACAUUUUGCAGCACACAGCCUGUUCAAGGCAACAGAGAGAUACACUAGAGGGUUCAUUCUUUUUGGUUUGGAACUCUUCAUCUGACAUUAUUACUAGAAAACUUAAAACGUAUACACAUUUUUUUCAUAAAUCCUGCCUCAUGCUCCUUUAAGGAUAUCAUUGGAUAAAAUUCCUGCUGCAAAAAAAAUUAACUUCACUUUAAAUGGUGCAAAGCAAACAAAUCUGUAAGCAAAGAAAAUAGGACUUUAUGCAGAAGGCAGAGCCCCAAAAAAGACAACAACCUGUAAAGGUGGCUCGAUUGCUUGGUGUGAAGUAAAAAACAUGGGUCACAGGUUCUUAGGGGAGAGAUGACUAACAGAAGUGUGAAGUAAUCAACUAAACAAAACAAGUUUGAUACAAACAGAAAGUGAACAUAAAACUGAUCAAAAUGUAAAAUAAUAGAGAAUUUCAAAUAAGAAUAAAACCUUAAACCAUGGCACCUGGACCGAUGGCCCGCCCUCAUUGCUUCUCCAGGAUAAUUGCUGAUGUCUUUCUUCCUUGGCAUUAUGUUAAAGACAAACCUGAAUGCAGCAGGCUUUUUAUAAAGAUGCUGAUUAUCACUAAAUGUAGAAUAUAUUGAAUUAGCAGCAAAUGGCACUUAUUUAAACAAAAGAAUAGAAGAUACAAGAGCAUGCACGUCAAACCUGAGGAUGUCAGAGGCAGUUUUACUUGUAUGACACUUUCUGGUUGUUUUACAAAAACAACAAGAACACCUAUUGUAUGAUAUGCCACCUUCUCUCAUUAAGUCGUAAAUAACUAGAUUUUUCCAACAAGACAGUGUGGUUUCAUUAACUCCAUCUAAUCAGUGUCCUGGUUGUCAUUUCUAUAAUUCUUUGAUUAAAAGACAGCGAUAGGUUUUUUUAUCCAAUCAGAUUUCAACGAUCGCUUUCUGGUUCAAACAAGUCCAAGAUCCUGAAAAACCCAAGUGUUUCCAUGCACAUGUUUUAUACACAAUCUACGCUAAGGACUAGCAUUUUUCUUCUACUUCCUCGUUUUCAUCUAUAUGCUGUUUACGUUUGAUUGUAUAACGCCAGGUUUGUUAACUGUUUCGUCCACAAUUGUGAUCAGGUUCAUGAAGUUAAUCCAGUUGAUAAUAAUGCACAAAUACUCCAUUUUACUAUGUUUUACCUUUCAAGGUUUACAAUGAUGGAAAGGCAGAAUCCACACCGACCCGAUGUCUUAACACACCCGGCAUUUGUAAUUAUCCCUUUAAAGCCUGACAUGUGAAAUAAUACACAGAAAAUACUUCUUUUUUAUUUCAAGUGUUUAUUAUAUAUUGAAAUCAAGAAACAUCCCCAGUUUUGUUUCUAAAUAUUUUUUUUGUGACUUUUUUUUAUUCGUUUUUUUCCUUUUUUGAUGAUAUAAAACUUUAUUUAUUUAUUCAUUUUUUGUAAAUUACAGGGCUGCAAAAGUUUUUUCGAAAUUCAUGUAUCAAAUAUGAUACACCCACCAUUAUCAGGUUAUAGAAAAAAAUAAAUAAAUAAGAUGAAUUGGGGGAAAAGACCCCAAACUCUUUCCUCAACUCUGCGUUUAAAGCCACGGCGGUUAAGGAAAGCAACAAACUCCCAGUCCAGCAGAACUCACAGUGAAAUCUAAUGUAAACGUGAGUGACCAGCAACUCGGGGGUGUGUUGCUAUUGGAGCGAGAAGGAAAAAUAUCCCUUAAGCCAGCCAGAGGAUAAAAUAUUUAAUGUGUGCCCACAUCAUCCAAAAUAUAUCCCCAAGCAUCCGGGGAAACCUCUUUUUUUUACAUUCUUUCAGAUAGCAGCAGCCAGCAGUUGCUUAUCUUAGCUUCCCGUAAGAACCCGAGCUACAAACAGCCAGCUGUGUCACGUCAAAAGUGAAGCAAGCAGUUUCUUGGAUCCAGGUUUAUACUGGACUGAGAUGAGAGUAGCUCAUCGGCUACUCUCAUUAAGUCCUCCAAGAAAGUAUUUAAGCAUAUUUCUGAAAAUGUUGAAAUCAGUUCUUUCAAAUCAGUUUCUCAGAGAGCAAAUGAUAAUCAUUUUUUCAAGGCUUUCUGUCCGACUCUUCUUCUGGUGACACAAACUUCAACCUUGAUUUCUGAAGGUGGUUUCACACGCACAGGCUAGUUUAAAUAAAAAGACAUGACCUUUGACCUGGUUCUCCGGCUUGCUGCGGUUCCAUUUCGCGUGAACACAGUGGUCCUACUCAGGUUCAGACUGGAGCAACCGGGCCGAGGCGUCACAGAGAGGUAGUCCCCCUCCUCCCGGUGAUAAACCACACUAAAGCUGAGGGGCAUAGGAUUUGAGGCGUUGAAAUAAGCAUAGACUUCCAUUUCUGUACAACCAGUACUCGAGUUGAGGGGGGAUUAUGUCAUUUCAUCAAUGAAUGUGGUUUUACUGCUAUUUCAACAUUUAGAGUCAUCACCAGAAAAAUAACACCAGAAAAAUAACGUAUUUGACUAU